Lemur catta (Ring-tailed lemur) is the source of this 3821-nucleotide messenger RNA. RefSeq lists its product as uncharacterized. Bases 709 to 1359 code for a protein of 216 amino acids. The transcript is spliced from 3 exons. The record is from RefSeq and is a predicted model, not a curated record. Lineage: Eukaryota; Metazoa; Chordata; Mammalia; Primates; Lemuridae.
GGAAGGGCAAAGACAGAAAAUAGGAAGGGAGCAGGGGCAGGGAAGGCCAAGGACAGGAGGGACUUCUGGCCCAGAGGAGAGAGGGCCUGCUUUGUGUUUCCCCACGUGGCGUGGCUUGGCAUGGCAUGGUACAAUGGGUCUCCAUGGUCAGGGUCUUUCUUCACCCCUUCCCCCAAGGCCCCUGGACACCAGAGCGCACACAGGCCUUCACAGCCCGGGGCCGCCAGGGCCGGUGCUGGGGUCUACUGUGGACCACUCUCCAGUCACGGAGGAGUCCCCUCCACACCCAGGCCUGUCUGCGUCCCCCGGGCUCCUUCCUGCUUUCUCAUCACCCCAGUCUGGAGCUGCCCAGCCCUGCCUGUCUGAGCCCCGGCUCCCCUGCAGGCCUGCGGGGCCCUGGGGCAGGACUGCACCCCUGAGCGCAGCCUAGACACUCGGACACAGGGGCCACCCAACGCUCUGAGGCAGUACUGCCCUGUAUGGAUGCAGCUGGAAUUCUCCAGCUAUGUGUGCCAUGCAGGCGCACUGCAGGACAGACACUUCCCAGAAUCUCGGCAGGAGACAGAUGGCCCACUCCUCAGGGGGCCCAGAAGAGGGCUGUUUCACAUCCUCAGGCGAUUGGACAUAGGCCCUGGCGUCCUAGCCCUGCAGGGCGGGACUAUUUCUCUGGGAGGUGCUAGGUAAGUAUUUGCAAGACCUUUCCUUGAGAUGUUUUGCACCAUAGUGAGGAGUCCCUCUGACUCCUGCGCGCUGUCUCCUGCCCCGCGCUGCCCCCGGCUCCAGACUCGGUACCCAGUGGCCCCCGCCACGUGGACGGGAGCCUCUCAAGGAGACGCAGCGCUGAGCAGACUGCCGCUUCGCCUCCGCCGCUCGCGCUGCCCUCCCCCUCUUGGGCGGCACAUCCAUCCUUGCAGCUGCUCAGUUUGGUCCAAGUCCUCCUCGUCGCCAGGAAACCCCAUCCGCCCUGUCGUCAAAGUACACCCGGGAUCUGCCCACUUCCCUGCCUCACUGGCCGGAUUACUGCAGUGGACUCCCACGGUUUCCCGCCCGCCUCGCCACCGUCUGGCCCCCGCACGGCCCCAAGGGAGCUGCUUCCCGGCUCUCCCGAGCCGGCGCCCACCCCAGCAGAGCGGGCCGGGCUGCGGCCCCCGGCGCCCAGCACCCCACGCUCCUGCCCACGCCUGCCAGAGCGCCCAGGGCCCCAGCAUGCUGCAAGAUGCACUUUUCAUCUCCCUUUGUUCCCUGUCUGUGUUCCCACCAGGGCAGACACCCCACAAGGUCGGCGCUGUUGUCCCUCUGCUCACUGGCGAGGAGGAGGAAGAGGAGGAGGAGGCAGUCAGUGCAGAGAUGGACGUGUGACCCUGGUCCAGACAAUCAAAUCCUGCCCAGGGUUUUGCUGGAACGGUGAAGACAGAACCGUCUGACUGUGCAAGUUGGGAGUUCCCAGGACCCCCUAAGCCCAGAGCCCCUGGGCCACCCCUGCCUGAGAAUGAAGACAACACACACCAGAUCAAGCUUGGAGUCUCAGUAAGACAGUGCUCAAUGACAUCUUUUGAACUCCUGGAUCCAGCUAUGCCUGAAGCCAGCUGUACCCUCCAUUUUCUGGUUGUCAACCUGAAAACUCCCAGGCUUCGGGGGGCCCUUGCUUCGCUGGAGGCCCUUCCUCCCAGAGCCCUGCAGGCCCCUGGGGGGCUGUUUCUGGGCCCCACCAGUCUGACCCUCAGAGUGUGUGUGGAGUUGGGGAGAGAGAUCUGGGGGCUCUGGCCCAUGUGACGGCCACAGCAUUGCCAGGGCACGCAGCCUGCUGAGCUCUGUGAUGGGGGGAUGCCACAGAGGAAAGGCCAGACCUGGGGGAGGUAGGACACUCACCGCUGGGGAACACCAGUGCCACCAGACACAGUUGCCGCCGGGUGGACAGUGGGCGAGAGGGCUCAGACAGUGGGCGCCCAGCCGGUGGGGCAGCUGCAGAGAACAGCGAGGGCGGCGGUGAGUCCAUGUAUCUGCCCGAAUCCGGCAGGGCAUGGAGUUGUCAGAAGACUCUGGCCCGGGGUCGGGGGACAGACACGCAGCAGCCUUUGUCAGGGCUCCAGUGACACUGCGGAGGUUCCCACCAACAGCCCGGCCACCCGUGGGGAGAGUCACGGUUGUAACAGCCACGGUGGCCUGGGUCGGGGUGGAAUUCUCACAGCAGAAGGCGGCAGAGCCACUGCGUCAGCGCUGGGGAGGCAGCCGAACGCUGAAGGUCACCAGUAGGUGACGGCAGCCCCCGAAUUUAAGCUUGGACUUCCACGCGGCACCGCUGCACCCCGUGCUGCCCCCCAGGGCCACGUGCAGGUUCCCAGCCUCCCCCUGAGCCCUGGAGGCUCCCACAGCCGGUGGGUGUCAGGAGGGACCCACAUGGGGCUGCCCGAGGGGAGCAGCGGUUCCCACACUGGGCCAGGCUGUCCCCGGAUGGGCGGAGCCGAGCAGAAAACAGCAGGACUGGUGCCUGGGGGCAGUCAGCGAAACUCUGCUAAACUCUGCCCCCUUCGCAGCGCAGGGCUUGCAUCAGCUCAGACAAGCUCCGGGCCGCGAGCGGGGCAGACCCUCGCUGGGGAUCGGGCUCAUGCCGGCCAGAAAGGGGGCGAGGGCAGCCCUGAGGGCGAGACCCCCAGAUCGAGUGGCAUCUGAGUCAGACAUGGGCGUCAGGACCCUCGGUGACCUCCCAGGCUGCCGUCAACCACGAUGACGCUUCUAAUCACCGGGGCAAGGGCGGCGGCCGAGAACAGACGUCCGAAAUGUUCCCAGUGAAACACACGCCCCCUGGGCAAAAUGACAUUUCCUCAGAGUCUGCAGAAAUGACUCGGGAGGUUGUCAGUGAGGGCCGCCUGGAAACCAGCGCCCGGCACGGCCCCACUCGCGCCCUCUCCCCCGACUCGCGGCGGCCGCCACCCCUCCCUCUGCUGAUCCGGGCCGCGGUGGAGCCGUGGGCACGCACCGCCGUGCGACGCCCCUCACGGCCGCCUGGGUCAGACACCCCGGCCACUCUCUAAGCACCACAGGGAGAACAAGGUGUCAGAGACAGGGUCACCCUCUCCUCUGGACAAGCCCACGCCCACGGGCAUGCUGGGGCUGCCGGACACGUGCCACAAACCCAGCGUCUGAGAACAGUGGAAAUGCAUUCUCUCGCCGUCUGGAGGCCAGAAGCCGAGAUCACCGGCCCCCGCCAGCCCUCGAGGAGGGCCCGUUCUGCCUCUCCCGGCCUCUGCUGUUGCCGGCAGUCCUUGGCACUCCCGGCUUGUAGGCGCGUCACCCCAGCCCCUGCCUCCGUCGUCACGCGGCUCCUCCUGCGUGGGUGUCUCUGUGUCCUGUCUUCUUGUCAGACACGGUCCCUGGGUUCCGGGCCCACAGGAGUUCAGUACAACCCCUCUUCACCAUCAUGCCUGCAAAGGCCUUUUUCUAAGUACGGUUCCAAGGGGACAUACAUUCCGGGAGGCCGUGUUCACCCCACAAGUGUGCGGGAUGGUUGAGGAAUCUGAUCUGCACUGAGACCUGUCGGCUGGCUGGGACCAGGGCGCGGCCUCCCGCACCGCGGCCUCUCCCGACUCCUCUCAGCCUCCGGCAGCGUCUGCGCCUGGAGACCCCGUGUGAGCCCCACCUCCGGGGCUCCCGCUGUCUGAGAAACACCCCAAACCCCUCGCUCCACCCUGCCGGGGACCCUCCAACCCGGGCCACCCCCUUCCCCAGGGACUGAUGGGGAGAAGUUUCCAGGUAUAUUAAGUGGAUGAGGCAGGAUGCAGUGUGUAGUGGGCAGUCUUUUGUGUAAUAAAGUGUAAAAAACA